GAAAACUUGACAGCAAAAUAAAAAACAAAGAUUUCUUUACUCUCAAUUCCUUCUUCCGAUUGUGAUUGUUUAAUUUGCUCGCUCAAUGAUUUAAUAUCCAAGAUGCAGGACUUCACGAGUUUGAACAUAAUAUUUAUAAUAAGUGGUGGAGUGUUGACUUUUGUGAUUCUCUUCAUCUUUGCCAAGAGACAAAUAACAAGGUUCGCCCUUCGGUCUAGGCGAGGCCCUCACAUCCCUAUCGGAACUGAUGCCAAAAAAUGUCUCAAGAAGGAGCUAGAGCGUCGCAUAGAAGCUGUGCCUCGCAUAAUGCACGAGCCACGACUGCUGAGCACGGAGCCCUCGCACUACAUCCUGGAACCUCAACAACCUUAUCACUACCGGUUCAGAGCUGUGGAUGAUGUUAAGACUCUUGAGGAGGAAAUAGCUCGCCAAGAUCCAGGCCUGCGCCGGCAUCCAAGAGAGUCACUCCGUGCCUUCCUCCUGUCAUCUCUCGCCGCCCCCCUCGAUGGGCGCGGUCAGAAGCUGGUGCAUCAGUUCUGUGACACCUACGAGUUCGCCAGGCAUCACCCUGGGGAGUUUGGAGAAGAUGAAUACACAGCGUAUAGUAGACUGCUGUUGAAAUUGUUAGAUGCAGCGCGGCUGCUGGGCCGCGUGGGCGGGUGCGUGGGCGGCGGGGGACGCGCGUCGCCGGUGCGGCGCGGGCGCCUGCUGGACGCCGCGCGUCUGCGCCCGCUGCCAAGGCACAACAACCUGCCGGCUGCGCUGCAUAAGCAUUAUACUGCCUUAGAGAACAUGCCAAUAGACUCAAAACUGGAGGACGAGAUCAUCAGGAUCCCAGUAAAGAGUCCUACCGAGCCGCUGGUGAAGGCGCCGGCAGACGAGACGGCCGUCUGAGCGCGGCUGCAGCGCCACCCCGCGCAGACGCUGUGAGGUGAACGUUGCUACGUCAUCGGUGAUUAGUGAAUGGUGAACAGUUUAGUGAGUGGUGAUGAGUGGGCUGUAGUGAUGUUAGGUUUAGGUGCAAUAUUAUAUGUAACAAAUAUAUUUAAAGGCAUUCAGGAUAUUUCUAAAUACAUAAGUAAUUGGUGAUAAUAGACAAUGGUGAACAAUGAACAGUCCCACCAAUUAAUGGUUAUAUUGAACAGUUGAUGAACAAUUUGAUAGUGAAUGGUGAUGACAGCAUAUGUCAGUGCCAAAGGGAGUGAUGAUGUGUCUGGUGAAAAAACAAUGAAUUAAUAUUUUUAUAAGUGAAAUGGAACACUUAAUAUUUAUUCAAAACAGUGAAAGAUGAGCACUACUUUUAAUUAUGCACAAUAGUGACUGGUGAUGGUAAUGAUAGUUGAAUUGUAAAAAAAAUAUUCGAUUUAAAACUGAAUAGAAAUACUCAGUUAGACUUAACACAAAGAGUAGUAAUCAGUGACAUUCCAUAAAAACAUUGCAAUUUUCACAUUAAACUAACAGUGUAGUACGAAAAGAAUUUAGUGUAAAAAUUACAUGAAAACGGACAAUUCGAGAACGAAACUUAAGAGUAUGAAAUGAAACUUAGGUAUGUGAUUGAACUUCUUAUGCACCAAAAUAGUGACUGGUGAUAAUAGUAGAGUGGCUAAAAAUAUGCGAUAUAAUUAAAACUGAAUAAAAAACUUUGUUAGCAGUGGUAAUCAGUGACAUUCCAUAAAGACAUUUAGCAAUGACUGUAAUUUUGCGCGAUAUUGAUGAAGUGAAAUAUUUAAUAAACUAAGAGAAUUCUACGAAAAUGGACAAUUUAAAAAAGUGAUAUAUACCAUUUAUGUAAAUGAGAUUAAUGUGAUUGAACUAUUUCCUCAGAAUAUUUUACGCAUUUUGGUGCGAUAUUUCGCAUUUAUGAGUGGUGAGAAUAGUGUGAACUAUGAAAAUACUUUAUAACAUGUGCAAAGAAUACAAUAAAAUAAAUAAAUAUGGUAUGUACCUGUCUUUUUUAGAACUUAUAAUGUCUGAUACAUUAUUAAGUUAAAGUGAAGGAACUGUACCUAAUUAUAGGUAUUAAGCCUAAUUAAUUGGUGAUGAUAAUAGUAAAAGAUGAACAAAGUGGUGGGUGAUUGUAACACUUGACAAUAUACACUCAUAGUGAAAAGUGAACUGUUGUUGGUGAAGACUUUGAAUGUAUUUAUUAAUUUAUAAAUGUAAUAUAAUAAUUUUAUACCUAUCAUGGGCGUAGCCAGCUUUGGGCUCAGGGUGGGGCAGCAGUCAACCUAUCCCCCGGAGGAAGGCGGGGGCCCUCCGAUUUUUUGUAUCUUGAGCCGUUAAUCUCAAACUUGUUAAUCUCUUAAUUUGAGAGGUUUAUAUUUUCAGAGACAAAAAAUAAACAAUCACACACAGGAAAAAAGCCAAAAGCAAGGGCAGAUAGUUUCUGAAUAUGCGAGCGAAGCGAGCGCGAAAUUUUUAUCGGAUUUAAACCAAAUAUUACAUAAAAUUUAGCCCAAACGUACUUAACUAUUUGUUUGUUGAGACAUGCAAAAAUGAGGGCAUAUAUUUUCUGAAAACGCGAGCGAAGCGAGCGCGAACUUUUCAUCGGACUUAAACCAAAUGUUACGCAAAAUUUAGCCCAAACGUAGUUAACUUUUUGUUUUUUGACAAACACAAAAAUAAUAUAGUUUCUGAAUACGCGAGCGAAGCGAGCGCGAAAUUUUAAAACCAAAAACUACGUAAAAUGUUGCCCAAAUAUAUAUUUUCAUGAAUGGGGGUCCCCCCAGACGGUACUAGGUACGACACACCCGAUUUACGUCUAUAUGAAAACCCCGUCGCUCGCAUAGAUAAGUCAAUAAAAAUAAAGGUAGAUAACUAUACGUUAUCUACCUUUAUUUUUUGCAACGUCGCGCAGCUAAGCUUCGCGAACCACUUGGAAUGCCUCCAGGGACCACCAGUGGUCCGCGGACCACCGGUUAAUAGCGAGCGCGGUUUUUACACUAGGAUAAAAUUGCAUUUCCGAAAUUUUGAUCACAUCUCCUUUAAUGCAUUAUUUGUUGGAUUAGAUGGACGGCUCGGCUCGCUACGCCACAUAGCACCUUUUCUUUUAGGGAAUAUGGCUCGCUUUCAAAUGACGCGCGCACCGCGCACUUGCGGGAACUCGAGCGUGCAUUUUGUUUCGAUCGCGCUCUUUUCAAAGUCGAAAUUUUUUUUGUGCAAUAAUUUACGGAUAUUACAUAUGAUUGUUGAUGUUGUUAGUUAGAGUUAGUAAAAAAAACAUUGUUUAAUCAGACACCUUAUAGGUCAGACCCAGGGCCUAGGGUGGGGCAAGUGCCCCAGCUUGCCCCAGUGUGGCUACGCCCAUGAUACCUAUCAAUGUAAUCAAUGUAUGGUGUUUAGAAAUGUGUAUCAAUAAUUUAUUGCUUGCAAUCUAUGUAUUGUACAGCACUUAUAAAAAGAAUCUUCAACUGUCUAUAUUUCAAAUCCUUUGAUAUUGUCGUAAAUAAAAUAUUAUGUGAAUGUAUCGAACUAUUGACCAUAGAAUUGUAUCAUAAAGAUAAAUAUUGUUUUCGUACCUAUAGUUUUUACCUAUGGAAAUUAGUUCCAAACUAAGCCUCAUCAAGAGGCUUCAUUUUAAUCAGCUGUGGGAAAUAGUUCCCGUGGGUCGCGGGUGAAAUCGCGCUAGGGAUUUAGUUGUUGUGUAAAUCUAUUUCUUUAAAGGUGCGUACGGAUUGCGCGUACCCUGGUACGCGUACUCAGUUUACGCAUAUCCGGAACGCCUAGUCCAUACCUGCAGCUACGCGUUCACUCUUGGGGUACGCGUACCGCGCGAGCCAACUCGCAGCGCGAGCCGUCAGUCGGUUUUUGGUCGCGCGUCAAAGAGGACGCACGCGGCCGGCUACGCUAUAUUUGGACGGUAAAAUGAAUAAACACGCGUGUUCUUGUCGGAGUCAUGGCGAAUGACUGGGGCUCGCGGAGCGCUCUGGAUCGAUUGACCUCGCGUACAGGUUCGCGGCGCUCCGUACAGGAGCUGUACGCGUAUCCAAUGUACGCGUGGACAGUGUUUCCCAA
Messenger RNA from Helicoverpa armigera (cotton bollworm), 4014 nucleotides. RefSeq names its product protein C1orf43 homolog. Lineage: Eukaryota; Metazoa; Arthropoda; Insecta; Lepidoptera; Noctuidae. The transcript is spliced from 5 exons. The record is from RefSeq and is a predicted model, not a curated record. The coding region runs from base 103 to 894 and encodes 263 amino acids.